UUUUAGUUUUUCAGCAAAAAAAAUGUCUGCUGGACGAGGCGAGAAGCCGCCGUGCAGUAUUUGUGGAGAAGUUGGUAAUGGUGUGCAUUUUGGAGCAGAAGCCUGUCGAGCCUGCGCAGCAUUUUUCCGCCGUUCAGUUGCCCUCAACAAAUUGUACAGAUGCCGUGGAGAUGGAAAUUGUGAUAUUCUUUCAACUAUCAGAUGCAUGUGCCGAGCUUGUCGAUUUGCAAAAUGUAUGGCAGUUGGGAUGAAGCGAGAAGCCGUUCAAAAAUACCGUGACGCUUACGGAAAACGUGGCUCUGACGUCGAAUCGCCGGGCAGCUCAUCAGUUUCACUUCCGAAUCAAGGCGACGGAUUUGGCCCUCCUGGUGGUUUCAACCCGAAUUCCACGUUCGACAGUGUCGAGGAAUGCGGAAUGCCAAUUUUGACCAUGUUGAGCCAGAAUUACGAAAAACUGCAAAGUGUCCGCCGCGUCGUACAUCACGAUCAGGGCAGCAGUGUGUUUCAGAUGCGAACCCCAAAAGCGGUGAGCUACAAAGAGGCGAAUAUUGUCAGCUCGAAGGAAUGUGAUCUGGUGGCCGACUGGAUUCUCAACUCGUACCCCGGAUUCGCAGAUUUACACAAAGAUCAGAAAAUAAUUUUGUUCCGCAAUUUUUUCUUGCCAUUCGUGAUUCUCCAGGGCGGUCAUUUUGCGUGUAUUCAUAACCGUAGUGACGUCAUAAUUCUAGCGUCAGGUGACUACAUCGACUGCUCGCACCCGGAGACGUUCUACUACGACCCAGACGGCCGCCAGCUCAUGUCUUCAGAGGAUGCAGUCAGAAUGUUUGCAUCGAGUUUCAGUAUUUACCGGCGAAAUGUCACAGAUCCGAUGCUCCGGGAUAAUGUGGACAGUUUUGAGUUUUUCGCGCUUUGCUCAUUGGUUUUAUUUGAUACUGGCCUGGAAGGACAAUCUGAGGAGUGUAUUCGGGUCUCGCGACGAAUUCGAGAGGCGAUUCAGCGAGAGAUACUGUACCACUAUCGGAAUGUGAGACAUAUUGAGGACCCGUCGAUGAGGCUGGCGAAUUUACUGUCUUUGUUGCCAGCGUUGCAGAGAGCCACCCGCCGAUUCCAGGAAGACGUAGAAAUUUCACACGUCUUCAAUGUCUACUCAGUGGACGCGAAGUUCUACGAAAUGUGUAAUGGCCGAUUCUAAUACAGUACUACCUACAGAAAAAAAAUGCCAAGAAUUUUUUUAAAUUGUAUAUAAUCCUGAAAAAAAAGUCAAAAAAUGUGCCUGAAACUGUGAUCAAAAUCUAGUUUUUUAUUGUUGUAGAAAUUAACUUUGUGAUUUGAUUUGAUUUGUUUUUUUUUUUGCAAAUAUUUUAUUUCUCAUAAACGUUAUCAAAUUUGAAU
This is a messenger RNA of Caenorhabditis elegans, 1392 nucleotides long. RefSeq names its product Nuclear Hormone Receptor family (gene nhr-70). Bases 23 to 1192 code for a protein of 389 amino acids. Gene Ontology annotation, molecular function: RNA polymerase II cis-regulatory region sequence-specific DNA binding; DNA binding; DNA-binding transcription factor activity. The record is from RefSeq and is marked reviewed. NCBI's taxonomy places the organism in Eukaryota, Metazoa, Nematoda, Chromadorea, Rhabditida, Rhabditidae. The transcript has 9 exons. Gene Ontology annotation, cellular component: nucleus. Gene Ontology annotation, biological process: DNA-templated transcription; regulation of DNA-templated transcription.